GGGGGGGGAUCGCUCUGCCAAUCCGUGACCUCCGCUCUCUCCCUUGUCCGCUAGGACACGCCCACUCAGUCAGGUGAUCUCCGGCGCUGCCUCGGUCUGUUGUGCAGUGUGAUUGCUGUCCGCGUGCCGCUGGUACCUGUGCGCUCUGUGUACGCUGUAACCAUGGAUACCGCUCGCCAGUACCAGUUCGUGGUGUUCGGGGCCUCAGGCUUCACCGGACAGUUCGUGGUAGAGGAGCUGGCUCGGGUGCUGGACGGGGCGGAAUUCAGAGAGUCCAGGCUCCGCUGGGCGGUUGCAGGGAGAAACCAGAAGCGGCUGGAGGAUGUCCUGUCCUGGGCUGCCGAGCGGCUGUGUGAGUAGUGAUGGGUUAACCCGCAUGGAGCGCCCUGCGGUGCGAUCUAACACGGCUUCAGCUAUCGGCAGCAUCUGCAGUGGAGGGUAAAGGGCAGUCCGAGCUGUGCUGGACAAGUGCUGCCCUGCAGUAUGUAGCAUUAAUGUGCUGCCCUGCAGUAUGUAGCAUUAAUGUGCUGCCCUGCAGUAUGUGGCAUUAAUGUGCUGCCCUGCGGUAUGUGGCAUUAAUGUGCUGCCCUGCGGUAUGUGGCAUGUGGCAUUACGUGCUGCCCUGCGGUAUGUGGCAUUAACGUGCUGCCCUGCGGUAUGUGGCAUUAACGUGCUGCCCUGCGGUAUGUGGCAUUAACGUGCUGCCCUGCGGUAUGUAGCAUUAACGUGCUGCCCUGCGGUAUGUAGCAUUAACGUGCUGCCCUGCGGUAUGUAGCAUUAACGUGCUGCCCUGCGGUAUGUAGCAUUAAUGUGCUGCAGGAUGGGAAAACAAGACCUGAAUCCUCAGUGCAGCUUGCAGGAUGUGAUUGGAAAUGAGCCAGUCAUCAUUUUAUAAUGUGCUGCUGAUCAACAUGAAGACAUUAUUCUUGUCCAGAUAUACACAAUCAAUCAAGCAACAGGAAAUGAGCAAUAAAAAGUAAUUUGUUGGUUUUCAGACCAUUUACUCAGGGCGCCCACACACACACACACACAAUAGUACUGAAGGUGUUGGUGUUCCCUGAGGACUGGUAACAUGAGGCAGAUAGAGGAGUAGAGAGCGGUGAUGCCUUUAUUAGUGAGCCAGGUAGUGUUAGAGUGCAUGCUCUAUAGCCAUGCAGAUUUAUUUAAAAGGACACUACAGGCACCCAGACCACUUCAGCUCAUUGUUCACACUGCAGCACCAAGUCUAUCUCCAGUGGCUGUCUACCAGAGGCGCUUCCUGGAUCCAAACAGACCCCAUGUCCGGUAACUGACACUGGAUGUCCUCUUGCUCUACGUGAGAACAUCCAGUGUCGGAUUUUCCCCAAUAGGAAAGCAUAGAUUGAAUUCCCAUGGAGAGAUAUGAUGAGCGCGGCAUUUUUUGCGCAUACAGAUUAACAUUCACUAGUCACAAGAAGGAGGAGGCGGCGGUAAGUAAAUAAAGGAGGGUAAGGUAAGUAUAUAAAUUGGUUUUAACCCUUUAUUCAUUGACUGGGGGGCACGAGGGAGGGGGGAGGUGGAAGGAGCUAUAGUGCAAGGAAAACAACUUUGUAUUCCUGGCACUUAUACUAUCCCUUUAAACUUUCAUUCUAAAUCUAUUUGGUUAAAAAAUGUCAUUUUGUUAUGUGCCAUGCACUUCUGUGGUUAAAAGGUAGUUGUACCUUCUUAAAUCUGCCCACUAUCUAGACUUGGCUCAUAACAUAACAGGGUUUUAAAUAUUAUCUUUUCUAAUUUCAUAAUCUUCCACUGGCACUCCUUAGUAUGUUCAACCUUUGGCCCAAAUUGCAUUCCAUUGCCAUUAUCUCUCAUUAAUCUAACUUUGUCUCUGAUAUGUAAAAUAUGUAUAAAUAUCAUUUGAAUGGUUACACAAAUGAGAAAAUAUGUGCAUGGCAGUUGCUAGACUUGUGCAAAAGUUGUUUUUAGAUGGUUUGUUUGAAUCAAAUGACUUUAAUCCACAACUGGUUGAAUCGAUUGUCAGGGAUUUACCUGUGGAGUGUUAAAGGAACACUGUAGUCACCAGUUUAAUAUAGUUGUUCUAGUGUCUACAGCCUGACUUUGCAGGCUUUUUAAUCUAAACACUUCCUUUUCUCUGAAGGAGGAGGAGCGGGUCGGGGCCAGCUCUAGAAGAAUAAAAUAACCUUUUUUAACAGUGGCGGCAAGCUACCAAAUAGCACAUUUAGAACUAGAGUGUCAGCAGUACAUAUUUGUAUUCCUGACACUAUAUCACAUCUUUAAUUAAAAGGCGUUUGAUUUGGACAAACCGUCCAAAACAAACUUUUGCGCAAGUCUAGCCUAUAGCUACCUCAAACAAAAAGGAAUGUUGAAAGAGAAUGUGAAAACCAAUAUGAAUAUAAGAUUUAGUACCGAUGUCUCACUCAAGUCACAUCUUUUUGUGUCUCAGUUUAAUGUCGUCAUUCCUUCCCAAUGAAUUCCUCAAAUACAAUGCUCUCUUCUACAGUUACUUCAUACUCCAUUUUUUAUUUUUUUUUAAAACUCUUCUUCUUUUUGAUAUUUCUGUUUUCGCCCAUGUCAUUCAUUCAUUAAUUUCUAUUACUCACUUCUGUAUUAAUUGCAUACAAUUUUGCAUUAUUAUACCCAGGGAUGUAAUCAUCAGCAUUCAUUAUAGACUGUACCGGGGCAAGCUGUGAACACGUAAGACCACUGAGAAUCGAAUUACAGUAGUCAAGGCGAGAGAGGACAGCAGCAUGAACUUUGCUGUAUCGGGCGUUAAAUAGGGUCUGAUGCGCGCAAUGUUUUUGAGAUGUAAGCAGCAGGAUAUGGCGAUUGAUUGGAUAUGAGGGGUGAAGGAGACGGUGGCGUCAAAGAGUACACCUAGGCAGCGAGCCGUAGAGGUAGAGCGGAUUAUAGAACCAUUGACUUGGAAGGACACCAACAAGGGAGUAGCAACACUUGAGGUAGGGAAGACCAGAGGUUCAGUUUAAGGAAAUGAGCAGCUAUCUAGUUGGAAAUAGCAGAGAGGCAGUCAGAGACACGAGUCAAGAGGGGUGAUGAGAAAUCAGGGGAGAACAGAUACAUUUGCUUGUCAUCUGCAUAGAAACGAUACUGGAAGCCAAAGGAGCUGAUGAGUUUACCAAGGGAGGCAGUGUAGAUUGAGAACAAUAGGGAUCAAGGACAGACCAUUGGAGAACACCAACAGAGAGGGAUUGGGGAGAAGAGCCAGAGAAAAACACUGAAAGAGCUCUGGGAGAGGUAGGGAGAGCACCAGGAAAGAGCGGUAUCUCUUAGACCGAGAUUAUGGAGGAUGAGAAGAAGCUGUUGAUGAUCAACAGUGUCAAAAGCAGCAGAAAGGACGAGGAGAAUUAGGAUAGAGUAGUGGCCAUGGGAUUUAGCAGUGAUAAGACCAUUGUAUACGUUGGUCACAGCUGUUUCAACAGAGUGACAAGCGCGGAAUCCAGGUUGAAGCGGGUCAAACAGAGUUAGAUUCGAGGAAGUGUGUGUGUGUGUGUAUAUGUAUGUGUAUAUAUAUAUAUGUGUGUAUGUGUAUAUAUAUAUAUAUAUAUAUAUAUAUAUAUAUAUAUAUAUAUAUAUAUAUAUAUAUAUAUAUAUAUAUAUAUAUAUAUAUAUAUAUUAUACACACACUUCCUCGAAUCCAACUCCCUGCUUGACCCGCUUCAAUCUGGAUUCUGUGUGUGUGUUUUAUACAUAUUGGUGAAUAUGCACUUUGAAUGCAGGGCAUUUUGAUUUUGCAUUCACAAACACUGACACCUCAUACAGAGUCACUGGGGGCAGAUUAUUAGCCUGGCAAAGGACCUUUACAAGCAUAAUAACCACAACUUAUUGCAGUGGUUAUGGUGAACGUAAUCUUGUGGUAGAGUCACAGGAUGUUAACACUGCUAUUACAAUCUAUGGGGGCAGUUCAUUCUGAUUUUGUCGAACUGUUUUCAACUAGUUUUUGACAAAUUUGGAAAUUACCCCUGAACCCAAAGAACACUUGGUCUGCAUGGGAUGCAGUUACAGCAGGUAUAUAAAGAUAUUUAUCAAAAUAUUCUGAAAAUUGAUGGUUAAAGGAUUGAUGUAACCAUUUGGAAUGUGGGUGGGGAGCAUUUCUGUGUAAAAUGCCUUAUUGGGCAUUGUGGAGGAGACCCCCAUCUGCUCUGAUUUUUCUAAAACCUGCAAAAUGAAGGUUUUUACUCACCUGGAAUCCAGCAUCUGGCAAGGUCCCUGCAACAACUACCGCACCACCUCCUGACAUCGCUGGGGAUUCCACGGUCCAAUUGUGAUUGGACCAACUAAUACUUACCAUUUGACUUGCCCAUGUGUGAUCUCAGACUCUUGUUUUUGCAUUCUUGAAGUUCACUGGGCAGGCGAAUUAAAAAAAAAAAAAUGAAAUUUUUUAUUUUUUAAAGGAGCACAGCAUUUGCAAUGCAGCAGAAGUUUUAAGAGGAUCCAGUGGAAUUUUAUAAGUCGCAUUAAAGGAUGCUAAGUAACCUUUUCAUUUGAAUUGCCUUGCCUUUUCACCAGUCAUUACCAUUUUUAUUCCCAUAUUUUACCAUCUAUUUCAUUCUUCAUGAAGCUUCACCUGUCUUGCCUUUCUGUCUUACAAUGUUUUCAUGUAAAUUCUCGUUGAAUUGGAUUUUUAGUUUAGCUAAUCCUGAAAUAACAACAAGAACUGGCUUAACAAAGCCACUGACUGAAUGUAGGGCCUUGCUUUGCUUACCAUAUGUACUCAUUUUGUUAAGAGCCUCAAAUGAGAGCACAUUUUAGGAAGCAUUCCAUGUAAAUGUUACGUGUAGCUCUGUAUGUACAUACACUCUGCAGUAUAUCAGUGCCGUAUUUGUCUUUUGAUGGUAUUUUGUUUCUCAGUAGAGUACCCAGAAUGUCUUUGUAAUUCUGUGCCAGUCACUUCUGAUUCUAUUAUUUUGCCGUUCUUAGCUAAGCCGCAGCUGAAGUCGGAGGUUGGCAUUAUAAUCUGCGAUGUUAGUGAUCCCCCCUCCCUUGACGAAAUGUGUAAGAAGGCCUCUGUUGUUCUUGAUUGCGUGGGACCAGUAAGUAUGAUGCAGCUGCCAAACUUAAUAGAAGCAAAAAAAAAAAAGGAAUGAUGCAAAACGACUUUGCCCAGUUGCAACUUCUCCUUUCCUUAUGACCCUUGUAUCUUACUGAUUAUACUGUUAGCAACUGAAAUGGAACUUCGUUUAAUAUCUGCCCAUAGACAAAAUUUGACAAAGAUCAAGCACCUCAUGAGAAAAUGUACUCCAUACGUUUUCUUAUGUAUAACUAAAAAUUAUGGUAAAAAGCGAAAUAGAGGAACAAAAAAAUUUAAUUUACAAACAAAACCUGUAAACUGACAAGAGCCGCUUUAAAAUAGAAAAUAAAGUACAAGAAAUUGUUCUAUGGUGAAAUGUACACCUCCCUUAUUGAGACACAAACUACACAUCUGUGUAGGCCUGUAUAUUUACAUACGUGUGUUAUAUCAUUUUAAUUAAAAAUAAACAAUAUAUACUGUGGUUCUGCUAUGAGAAAAUUAAGAAACUUUGUAGUAACACUCCAGGCUGAUAUUGAGCCCUAUUUUGUUAUGAAUUCUAUAGACUUAUAUCUUGUAUAGUGAAUACUUUAAAAUAUGAAAAAAAAUAAUAUAUAUUAAUGUGAAAGACUCGCGUUUAAAGUUCCUAAAUCAACAGAAAAGCAGUAACAAGCUCUGCCCUGACCAGAGCAAUCAGGAGUCUAUCAUUUUGCUCCAUAUGGUUUGAACUUAUCACAUAAACUGCUAUCCAGCAGGAAUCUAAUGAAAUACGCUUCCUAGUUUGGAGACAGGACUGAGUUUGCCAGAGCCCUGAUUGUGUGUGUGUGUGUGUGUGUAUUUAGCUGAGGACUGGUCUCAUUCUCAGAGUAGGUUAGGGGAAAUUUGGAAACAUGAAUAGAGUAUAAUAACCUGUAUGUCCUAUAGUUUCCGUCUUUGUUAUGUAUGAGAAAUAGAGCUGGUUUCUAGCUGCACGUUUUUGUCAAUUGCCUCCGUUAAAAGCAACUGCUUUAAAAGAGACUGGGAGAAGGGACUCCCUUGCACCACGAACUGUGCAAUUUGUAAAUGUUUGAGGUGCUUAGUUCUUUCAUUUAAAAAAAAAAAAAAAAUAGUAUUUUAUUUUUCUUUGUUUCUGUUCUCCUUUCUGUUAUUUUUUUGUUUGUUUUUGUUAAAAAGAUAUAAUAAAAUAUUGACAUGUAACAACACUGAAGAAAUGACACUGCUACAAUGUAAAGUAGUAAGUGUACAGCCUGCAUAACAGUGUAAGUUUGCUGUCCCCUCAAAAUAAACUGUUGGCAACAAAAGUGAGUACACUUCUAAGUGGACAUGUCCAAAUUGGGCCCAAAGUGUUAAUAUUUUGUGUGGCCACCAUUAUUUUCCAACACUGCCUGAACCCUCAUGGGCAUGGAGUUCACCAAAGCUUCACAGGUUGCCACUGGAGUCCUCUUCCACUCCUCCAUGACGACAUCACGGAGCUGGUGGAUGUUAGAGACCUUGCGCUCCCCCACUUUCCAUUUGAGGAUGCCCCACAGAUGCUCAAUAGGGUUUAGGUCUGGAGACAUGCUUGGCCAGUCCAUCACCUUUACCUUCAGCUUCUUUAGCAAGGCAGUGGUCGUCUUGGAGGUGUGUUUGGGGUCAUUAUAAUGUUGGAAUACUGCCCUGCGGCCAAGUCUCCAAAGGGAGGGGAUCAUGCUCUGCUUCAGUAUGUCACAGUACAUGUUGGCAUUCAUGGUUCUCUCAAUGAACUGUAGCUCCCCAAUGCUGGCAGCGCUCAUGCAGGCCCAGACCAUGACACUCCCACCACCAUGCUUGACUGUAGGCAAGACACGCUUGUCUUUGUACUCCUCACCUUAUUGCCGCCACAAACGCUUGACACCAUCUGAACCAAAUAAGUUUAUCUUGGUCUCACAGGACAUGGUUUCAGUAAUCCAUGUCCUUAGUCUGCUUGUCUUCAGCAAACUGUUCUUGUGCAUCAUCUUUAGAAGAGGCUUCCUUCUGGGACGACAGCCAUGCAGACCAAUUUGAUGCACUGACAGGCUGCUUCCCCCACCCCUUUAACCUCUGCAGCAAUGCUGGCAGCACUCGUACAUCUAUUUCCCAAAGACAACCUCUGGAUAUGAUGCUGAGCCUGAGCACGUGCACUCAAUCUCUUUGGUCGAUCAUGGCGAGGCCUGUUAUGAGUGGAAACGGUCCUGUGAAACCGCUGUAUGAUCUUGCCCACCGUGCUGCAGCUCCGUUUCAGGGUCUUGGCAAUCUUAUUAUAGCCUAGGCCAUCUUUGUGUGGAGCAGCAAUUCUUUUAUUUUUAUUUUUUUCAGAUCCUCAGAGUUCUUUGUCAUGAGGUGCUAUCGUGCACUUCCAGCGACCAGUGUGAGCGAUAACAUUCAUCAAUAGAAAACAGGAAGCACCCACCUAGUCUUAAAGCCAAGAACCCAUACAAAUAAGCCUUACUUAGACCUAGGCCCUGUACGUACGACCAACAGACAUCUAGACCCAGUUUAAUCCCCAUACCCAGUUUGCUCUCACCCACAACUCCGUGUUGGAAAGAUGAACAUCAUAGAUCUUGAAACAAUGUAUGCGUAACCAUAUACAGAUAUACAAAAGACAUGAGAUGGUAUAGAACGACUAAGGUCUACACGCUACAACUUUAGCCCAAAAUACACCGAUGUCAUGCAAUGUUAAACUGUAACCUAAACCUGAGGUAGACCACACCGGAACCGAUAUACCUUUAAACGCCUGAUUGACGCUACGUGAACACGUCAUAUCCCUGCUCCCUCUUUCGUACACAGCGUGGCUGAUGCCCAGCAGGGGCGGAGCUAUCACCGGCCCUCUUCUAAUCAGCAUGGGAGGACUUCCUCCCAAGAAGCCUACAGCAGAGAGCAGGAGAAGCUCCUCCAACUCCCAACUACCUCAGGCAGCACUCUGGAUCCCAGGUAAGCUACCCUCCUGAACCCACAAAGUAGGAAACAGGAGAGUGGCUAGAAAAGUGUAUAUUUUGACCAGCAUCUUUGUGUGUGUUUGUGUGUCUGUCAGUGUCUGUAUGUCUGUCAGAGUGUGUGUGUGUGUGUGUGUAUCUAUAUGUAUGUCAGUGUGUCUUUGUGUGUAUGUCUUUAUGUCUAUCAUUGUGUGUCUGUAUGUCAGUGUGUGUUUAUCUGUAUGUCUGUGUGUGUGUGUGUGUGUAUCUGUAUAUAUGUCUGCAGCAAAAUGCAUCUUCGCCUGUGUAGUCAAAAAUCCUAGCACCGGCCCUGCACCUUACACGCUCUACUUUUCUGGUUGGUUUAUUUGUUUGCUUCCACUUUGCAAACCAUUUGACAACUCACCUGGUGGUCUGGCAGAUGCUGGUCACAGCCUCUUCUGGAGCCAGUAGCUCCUGCUAGAAGCUUCCAUUUGCACCACUGAGCUAAACGCUAUGGACAGGGCUUGCUCGUUGCUGGAGAGUGACAGCUGCAAGGUUUAGCUCAGGACAGCUAAUAGAAGUUCCUGCUUAGAAGAUUCCAACUCUCCGGAGAUGGUAGUGGAGGCAGGGAGCAGCACCCAAUGGACCCCAGGUAAGAAGUCAAACUGUUGAAGGGUGCUUUUACUAGUUACAAUGUGGGUCGCAAGGGCACUCCUGAAUAUAGUGUGACUGGGUUACUGCAUGGUGUGUGCAUGCAGACUUCACCCUUUAACCCAGUUGUGUAAUGAUAAUUGUUGAGAUGCAGUUCUUUAUCAGUAUAUAGGCCUUCCAUUCCUAUCCAGCUGGGGUUGGAUGAUGCAAGUUUAUAUACAGUGCAAAGUUCUAUAUGACAUUCUCAAUUAAAAAAUAAAUGGUUGUGACCUAAAUUGUUUGAACCUUAGAUACAAAAUGGAUUACAUUGCGUAUCUCUCUUAACAAGAAAGAUAAUCUAACUAAAUAUCGGUUAAUUAGUUUUUGAUUUAUUGUGAAACUUUUUUUUUUUUUUGACCAGCUUCGUAAUGUAAUUUGCCUUUUCUAUUACAGUACAGGUUUUUCGGUGAGCCUGUAAUAAAGUCCUGUGUGGAGAAUGGAGCACACUGUGUUGAUAUCAGUGGAGAGCCCCAGGUAAGUUUCAGAUUAGUAUAUAUUUUUUUUUCCAAGUGAUGUAAAUCUAGAACAAAUAGCACGAGAUUUAUCAUGGGAUGCAAAUAUAAAUAAUUUAUUCUAUCUAUUCGCUACUUCAUUGUUCGACUAGUUAACAAGGUAUGAAUAGGGAUAAAAGGGGAUUUCUUGGAGAAUAAUCAAAAUAUCUUUUACAGACCUCCUUUCAUUUUAAAUAUCUGUUUAGCAUGUGACGUACCUUCUCACUUAACACUCUGUUUUGCCUUAGUUCCUAGAAGGAAUGUAUGCGAAGUAUGACAGCCAGGCUGCUGAAAAUGGAGUAUAUAUUGUGGGUAGCACCGGAUUUGACUCUAUUCCAGCAGACUUGGGAGUGUUAUUCACACGAAACAGCUUGCAAGGUGUGCACUGGGACUAUUUCAUGUGUUCUUCAAAAAUUAAAACGUAUUUUAGUCAUCCUUUACCCAAUUCACUUUAUUUUCACAGAUAUUUUAAACAUACCAUCACAGUGUAUAAGGAGUGUACACAGACACGAUCCCUUUUCUGGUUUCCAAUACAGAAACAAAGGGGGGGGGAGCAGAAAUUUCCAGUACCUUUUUUUUUUUUUUUGGAAUCAGGAAUCAGUCAAAAAAACAUAGGCAUGACCACUAAAGAAAACCAAUCCUGUUUUUAUCUAGUGCAGAGGAAAGGAGGCCAUUUAGAGGUAUUCAAUAAACUGGUUAAUCAACAAUUCAAAAAUCUAACUUAUAAAACGAAAUCUAAUUUAAUUAAGGAGGAAAGAAUCUGUUUCAAAAGUUUAAGAAAAAGAGAGGAUAUUAUAAUUAAGUAGACAAAAGUGAUGGAGUUGUGGUCACGUCAUGUGAAUAUUAGAAUAUUAUUGGGAGGAAACCCUCCAAAUUAAAACAUAUAUAAGACUGGGAUACAAACCCAGUACAGAGUUAAACUGAUCCCUUAAAGUGGUAUUACAGAAAGCAUUGAAAGAUGGUAUUAUUUCCACAAACCAUUUUGGUUUUUUUUUUAAUGAUCAUCCCAUUUUUUUUGAAUUUUUUUUAUUUAGAGGGGCAAAGGUUUAAAAAUAUCAGGAAGUAUUGCUUUACUGAGAGGGUAGUGGAUGCAUGGAAUAGCCUUCCAGCUGAAGUGGUAGAGGUUAACACAGUAAAGGAGUUUAAGCAUGCGUGGGAUAGGCAUAAGGCUAUCUUAGCUAUAAGAUUAGGCCAGGGACUAACUAAAGUAUAUAGAAAAUAGGGCAGACUAGAUGGGCCGAAUGGUUCUUAUCUGCUGUCACAUUCUAUAUUUUCCCAAACUGGAAGAUCAAUAAUUGGUGGCAUUAACUCAAUAACUGCCAAUUUAUCAAUGUUUGUGGAUAUAUACUUACAGAAAUAUGCACAGGAAUCUAUAGCUAAUGUUAAUGACCCAUUUUUUUUUUUUGAUUGCUUUUAUAUACAUACACACAUUUUGUGGUAUGAGUUCAUGAAUAUACCGAAUACUGUAUUAGAUAUCCAUAACAAGAAGCCUUGAAAAUCAAUGUUCGUGUAAGUGAUGCAUAAGCUGAAAAUAUUGGAAAGAAGGGAUCUUCUCAUUUUAAAGUACAGUCUGCUGUAGUGAUUAUGGGCCAUGAGUGACCUGGCGCACUCUUGGAGUAAGUGGUCAAACCGUUUAAGAACCCGGGUAAGUUGUGAAACCAUUCUUAAAGGACCACUCCACACUUGGGUAAAAAACAACAACCCGUAAACACAGCUAGGUAGAUAUACCCCAAUGAAUACAUGCAUGAAUAUUUUUAUGUAUGUAUUCAUUGAUGAUAUAGUCAAAAACAGCUUGCAAAAACUGCAGUUCUUAUGACUGCAGCCUUUGUAAGCCCUCCCCUUUUUGCAACAUGUCUCAUUCCCUACCUCAAACCCUGCAGCGUGUCUCCCUCUCACUGACCUUCUUGUUGCGGGUGCAUGGCGGCUCACUCGGCAAAAAUGUCCCUGGCGCAUGCAAACAUGUAAUGAGUGACCACGUGCGCAGGGCCGCCAUCAGGGCAUGACAACUGUGACAAUUGUCAUGGGCCCGGCGGCCCGAGCCCCGCGUGGAUCAGCGGAACUGCACCAGGGCCCACACGCUGAUGGGGCCCAUCAGGUGGCCCAAUCAUUUAGGGCCACCCAAUGGGCCCUAAUAUCUUCAGUAAUAGCGCGACCGGGCCCCUUUAAAAAAAACAAAAAAUGCAGCCGGAAGCAAGUGCUGCUGGGAGCAAAGUGACGUCCGGUCACUUCCUCCCACUUUACUCCGCGCGGGAAGGACGACGCAGCAUGAGGAGAGGCAGCCGAUGCCCAUCAUCCUCAGCCCCCCUCCUGCAACGAAAUGGUAAGGAAGAGAGGAGGGUGGCUGGGAUGAGGUGUAUGUAUUUAAGUACAUACACCUCAUUUCACCUUGUUUCACUGUCAGCACUCUCCCUGCAAGCAUGAGAAGCACUUGCUGGUGGAGUAACACUGUGACACUAUGCAGGUAACACUCUUCUAACAAGAGUGUGGGGCCAGCUGGGGUACUCCACACCUUUGUCGUGUUUUUACUGUUAUUUACUUAUUAAGACUUUGCAUACUGUUUUCAUAAAUUACUUUCUAAUUUACCGUUUCUAUUUCAAGAGUAAUUUUGUAAUUGUUGCCAAUUCAUCAACCUUAGAUAAUUUCAGAGACAUUUAAAUUCUGUCACAAUUUGGUUUAAUUCAGAGAUGCUUAUUAGUGGUUAAUUUUAAUCAGUUUGGUUACCUCACUUUGCAUUAUAGUAAAUUGGGUGUGUUUGAAAGCUGUCCCAGAUUGCUCUAAAUAAUUUGGGAAAAAUAUGCUACAGCAAAUUUCACCUUUAGUAAAUAAUCCCUGAAGAGAUGUUUGCAAAGCCGUUUUUACACACCCUUUCUGCUAAUUGGUGAUAUGUACACCAUAUAUGCAGCUAGAGUGACCUUGUAGCACUUCCGUUUGCCUGUAAGAGAACUUCAAGAUCCUCAUUAAAAGACCAAACUUACUAAGGACAUGCACAGCUAUUUGUUUUAAAGUGUUAACUGUCAAUUUAAAUAUAGGCAAAAUGGGGAAAAAUCUGCUAUGUUUUUAGUUUGGUAAUUUUAGAAAUGCAAUUUGAAUUCACUUAGACUAGCGGACAAUUCACAUUUUAGUGAAUAGCCGUAUGAAUGUAGAACUUGAAGAAAAUCGAAGGAACUGAGGUUUUGCUAGCUGAAAAGAGGUUCAUAUGGAAAUUGGAGACAUGCUUGUUGCGCAUCCACACUGCCUGCCCACACAUAUGCGCACUGCAGCUUGCAAUGUAACAGAUACACACUUUCUGGCAGCAGCAUUAUAAAGGUACCAGUCAAGAUACUGCGGCAUGUAACUGACAUCAAUAAGUAGGUGGAUAGGUGCAGAGCAGAGACUGUGACUGUAAUACAGAACCAUCUUAUAGUUCAAUCAAACACAAUGAAAUAAACAACUUAUAUAAAGCUAAUAUGGAACCAGUAAAUCUACCGUGACCAGUUAUGAAGGAUGAAUUACUUUAACAGCCCCAUUGUACUUUGCGUUUAAGAUAAACAUUAUCUUUCUGUUGAAUUUCACCACCAUUUAUUGCUAGUUAAUAUGAUAUCAGUAAAGGACGAGGGAGGACCUGACUCUGCAACAGUUCUUUAGAAUGGUAUGUGUAUCGAAAGAGGAAAGUAAAGUUCAUCAUUAACUGAAAAAAGAAUGUAUUACUUUUGCAUCUGCACAUUUACAUGAAUGUUUCACUUAUUACAGUAGAAAUAAGCUUCAUUCUAAAAUAUACACUCACAUUACGACAAUUUUAGCCGUUGAAUAGCUUAAACUACCCUAACUUUAGGCAGACCUAUGACCUGAAGAAAACUUUGAGUUAAAGUAUGAAAUGACAGCUAUAUGUUUAUAUCAACAUUUUAAAUUAUUCUGUUUGCUCCUUGACAACCAGUUUUAAAAAGAUGAUUGUCAUAGAGCAGCCAAUCAGAUUCAUGGCUGCUGUAAGGAGAAAUAUAUGACACUUUUAGCAGCACUGUGCUAAGUCGGAUAGGACACUGAUUGCAAAAAACAGCAAGUUUGAUUGAUGAUUGGUCCACCUACAUCUAUAACAGUGUAUGUAUGCCUGUAUAUGCCAGUGUAUAUGUAUGUAUGCCAGUGUGUGUGUGUAUGUAUGUAUGCCAGUGUGUGUAUGUAUGCCAGUGUAUGCGUGUCUGUAUGCCUGUGCGUGUCUGUAUGUAUGCAUGCCUGUGUGUGUCUGUAUGUAUGCCUGUCAGUAUGUAUGUAUGUAUAUAUCAGUAUGCAGUAUGUGUAUGUAUAUGUAUGUAUGUCUGCAUGUAUAUGUGUGUGUGUGUGUGUCAGUAUCUCCCUAUGCAUGUGUGUAUGUCUGUUUCAGUAUUUGUAUCUGUUAGUGUGUGUGUGUGUGUGUGUAUUCCUGUGGGCGGGAUUUGGAGGCGGGCUUGAAUGGGGGCCCAGACCUUGAGCUGUGUUAGGGGCCCCAAAAUUUCUGAUGGCGGCCCUGCGAGUGCGCACACAUGCUAAUGAGAGCAAGCGCACAAGCAAACGCACCCUCGUGUUAAAAAAAUGAAUGUAAACAAAAUGCGCAGAAAUUUAAAAAAAUAAAUAAAAUAAAUGGAAAAUAAAAUACCACAAUACUUUGCGUGGACGGCAGACGCGCUCUAUUAGAAAGCGCCUGUUACUUCCAUUACCUCAGAUGGGCUAACAGAAGUAGGAAGUGACAAUCCCCAGCUGUCAAUCAAACAGGAGUUUCUAUUUUGAAAUAUAAAAGUGCUAAUUUCACAAUGAAAUUGACACUUUUGUAAAUGGGAAUUUUAAAGGAAUACCCCACAGCAAUAUAGCAUUUCAGAAAUGUAAAGUGCUCUAUGGGUGUGGAGUACUCCUUUAAAUGGUUUGACUAUUUACUCUGGGAGGGCACUCCUGGCAACAUAACUCCUACACUGGACUGUACUGGUUUCCACCGCAGUGGUCUAAGUGUUCGUCUGGGUGGCUGCAAUUCCUAUGGCCAUCUUGUUUGCAUGGAGAAAAACGGCAAAUAGACUUCAGGGUGACUUUGCCGCGAAUGUCCUGUAACUAUUUUCGGCAUGAAAACCUCGCCGUUCCCGGUCGGUCCUCCAGCAGCACUUAGCCGCUAUUCUAUGGGGCUAUUUUCGGCUAUGGGACCAUGCCUGCGGUCGGUAAAAACUAUAACUUCCAUAAAAUUUCUGAACCCCUGAACUGAUCUGGGUGAUUUUUGGAUAUGUUGGUCACCCAGAUCAGGACUAUCAGAGGAUGUAACUUUUAUGGGGAUUUUAAGGUAUUUUGGGGGUUUUGUAAAAAUGUGUGGGGUUUUUUGUGCUUGGAGUUAAUGGAGUUUAGUAUAGUGUUUGACUCCAUUAUCUCUUAAGUAAAGGGAAAGGCUUAUUGUAUUGUGUGUGGGAGUGUCAUACAUUGUAAACGUGUUAUCAUUGGUGUAUAAGUUUAUGUCCCUGUCCCCAACAAGGUACAUGUGGGCGUACACCUUGCUUGGGGACUUGCAUAAAAGGCCAGUGUGGCUACCAUUAAACCAUUCCUGCUUAACCCUCAACACGUAGCCUGGUCUUGUAAAUGUAGGGAACCUGAUAUACAGCUAUACUACUAGCUCUUAUAAGAGCUUCACAGCUAUACUCUCUUGGAGGAGAGGCCCUCCCACUGAGUCCCUGGAUCCAGGAGUUUGACCCAGGACGGGAAGGGACGGUGAUACCCCAACCAAGCUGCGGCGGUUCGUGGGGUCUAUGGUGCUUAUGGUGUGCGGUGCUUAUGGUCCCCAGUGUCAGCUAGGAAGCCUCGAUUAGCGGAGGUACCCAGUCGGGGUGCCAGGCGGUCUGUCAAAUGGGGCAUUUCCCCAAAAAGGGGUAAACAUCCUGAAUGGCACUCUGGCUUCAUUGCCAGCAUGCUAGUGAGAUGUCACUCCAUUUCAUAUUCCCUAGCCAGCUCUAUCACCAUUGGCUCAGUAACCAUGGCAUUCAAAGAGCAUGCUCUGCUACUGCUCUCUGUAAGUUGUUCAGCACAGAGGUCUAUGCCAAACGAUUGAUUGUCAGGUCGGAGAAAGACCUAUUUACCCGUUAAGGAAUAAAAGGGAAUCAUGACAUGUCAUGUGUCCUUAAGGGAUUAAAAUUAGUUAAUUUUUGUUUGUUUUUUAUCCCAGUCUAUAUAUUUGCUAACUAUUCUGAUGGCAAAAUGUGUAGAUUAAAUGCUUUUCUCUAUAAAAUAAGCACAACCUUGACAUAUGGUGACCUGUUCCAGAAGUGGCAUUUAUGCUAACAGGACUUAAUUUAGCAUUCGAGGAACUUUUAAAAACAUUUUUUUUUUUUUUUUCUAAAUUUGUAUUAUUGUUUUAUCAUAUUACAAAAAAUGAAUGUGAUUUGCUUUAGAAAAGAUUUCAACACCCUAAAUGGCACCACUAGUGAGUGAAGUGCCUUGUAUAAAGAAUGCUAUCCAUCUAUAGGUGGGACAGUCCCUUUCUGGAUGAUCUUAACCAUUCCCUUCCCAGGCCUCCUUAAUUUUACCUAGGACCAGUCUCAUUCACAGAAGCAUGAUCUUUUGGUAAGUUAAUUUACAGAUAUGUUCUAUAGCUAUAUACACCCCAUUUAUGUCAGAGUAUCAUACAUGUCAUGCAUGUACUUCAAAUACUGUUAUUUGUUGCCAUUGUUACUAAUCACUAAUGAAUAAUUUGAUUUAUUUUUUUGCUAAAUUUUCUUUGCUAGGUACUUUGACCGCAGUGGAAAGCAUCUUAACUUUCAAAGCAGGAAAAUCGGUUAGUUUAAGUAUUUUUUUUUUAUUAUUAUUAUUUAUUUUUAUACUCUAAUCAGUUUACUUUUUUUUUUUAAAUCAAUUCUUAACUGCUUGCAAUCUGUUUCAAAGUAUGUCCUAAAUAUCAUUUGGCACUAAUCCCCCUUCUCCUCUUUUGUAAUCUACCUACAGUGUUGCAUACAUUUUCCAUCUCCAUUCUCCAGCUUGACUAGUGUCACAAAAUCUCACAAUAUUAACAGUACUUGCACACUGCUUCUGCCAUCAGUAAUCUGAUCCAGAUUUAAGUGAUCUGCACCUGAUGGAGGUGCGGACCACAACGCUCCCUUCCAUAGACAUUGUGCCUAUCAGGGAGAUAAUUUUUCUCUCCUGGCUCAAGGACGCCCUCUUACAGCCACAGCUUCAGUCCAAAACAUUGGCCCCACCAGCCCCUGUCUAAGCCUGGGCCCUAGGUGGCCGCAUAUACAUAGUUAUGGUUAAUCCAGAUCAAUCCGUAAUGCUAAGUAAUCUCUAUAAACCUCCAUCAUUUACCCUGACCUUUCCAAAUUUUGUUCCACACAGUCACCCUAAUUUAAAUGAAUUGAAAAGGUACAAAAUGGGAUCUUGGAAUAUAGCAUGAGAAAAUGUACUUAGGCAUUCAGGAUGGGCAAGUAAAAUGCAAAUACCCUUGUUACUGCACAUCAAUGUUAUAAAAUCUACUGCUUUUACCUUGCACAUAAGUAAGGAGCACAUGAUUGGCAGUUGUUCAGACUUUGCUUCCAGUCUCCAUAAAAAGUUGUAUCACAUGCUAGAAUGUUGUAUCACAUGCUGGCUAUAUUCUCCCACCCUCUCAUGAUUUCAAUUUGUAUUUUUUUUCUGUUAACAGGGUACCUGCAUUCAUGACGGAACAUGGCAAUCUGCUGUUCAUGGAGUAGCAGACCAGGGUAAUCUUAAGAAACUCAGGAAGCAAUUGGCAUGUAAGCCACUUCCAGUCGUUGGUAAAAAAUUAAAAAAAAGGUCAGUGAGGUUUUUUUUUUUUUUUUAAUUAAAGUCUUAAAUUGAAAAUGUAAUAUAGUCCAACAAAUUAAAAUAGCAGUACUUUGCAUUGAAUUAAUAAUUUGUGAAAUCCUUUAAGCAGUUCUGUUAUAAGGAAUUAAUUUUUAAUUACAUAAUUUUUACACAUUCAAGUUUUGAGCUAUUGUAUGUUUAUUUUUCAGGGGCGCAUUGUUUUACGCCAAUGAAGUAGGACAGUAUGCCAUUCCAUUCCUUGGAGCAGAUGCUUCUGUAGUUAGAAGGACCCAACGAUUCCUGCACGAACACCAUGAGGAGACCCCUGUAAGUUUUAAAUGUUCAAGAAACCGUGGUUCUAUAUAACGUUCAACUCUGUAUAGUCAAAAUGCUACAUUGCAAAGGGUUUAAUUCUUCAAAAACAAUGCUUUAUCUUCCAUUUUAGGAAGUGGUGAGUUAGUUAAAACUAAAGGAAUCAUUGUAAAAUGUAGGCAGCCCUGACAUCACGUUGGUGAUGGUGAAUAAAAGUAUUUGGAGGUUUAAUGCUGCACCAUACAAAUCCAAACUGUAGCUGAUUAGAUGCAUGAGGGAGCCUGAGUAGAGGAAGUUUGCAUACCAAGGAGCAGGAACAUGCAGAGUCUGGUAAUCAGAAGGAAAAAUCAAACGGCAGGUAGCGAUAAACACAGCCUAGAAUGCUUGCUUAAAGAGCGGAUUUGUUGCUGGCAGUCCUUUGCGUGUAAACAGACAAGCAUCUGACAGACAGGUUUUUGCCAACCGCUAUCUAACUGCCAAGGGAAUUCCAGGCAGAGAAACAUUGCUUUCUGAAAAACUUUAAGGCAAAGCUCCAAAAAAAUUGCUUUGUCUUGGGGGAAAUAAUUAUAAAUUGAUUUUGGAAUGUUCCAAACCUGUCUUAACGUCAUGGCCACUAGAAGAAAUUUCUUGAGUUAGAUGAUAUACCAGGACGUUCUUUAACAGCUCAAAAGGUAGGACCAGCCAAGAAAAUGGUAACAAACACCUUAGUGUUAUGAGUAGGGGAGGAUGUCAAAUAGUAUGAAAUGUUCCUUCGUAGAUUAAGUCCUAAAUUCUUUUGGUACCUAGAUUGCAGAAAGAUAUUGAUAACCGAGAAAGAAAAAAACCCUUUUGAAUCCAUAUUUGUUCCUGAAUUCUAAAGCCAUCAGAUUAGUGUGCUAUGGGGCAAAACUGGUUCCACUUCAUCAAAUGAAGGAGAAUGAUCCUCAUCCUGAGGCUUUUUGUCCUACCUUGAUAAUUGUUUGUCUCUUAGUCCGCCCAUUGUACAGCGCUGUAGAAUUUGUUGGCGCUUUAUAAAUUAACCUUUUUACACCCUCCUGGCUAGAAGUCAGACAACCAGUCCUGUUACUUCUGUGUUUAGCUCAGUGGAGCUAAACACAAGAGUCCGCAAUUUCUCAAUGCACUUACCUUACAAAGACUUCUAAUUGAGCUGCAUUGGGAAGGUUGUGAUUGGACUGCCAAAAAAUGUUCUGGGCAGAGUUCAGAGUAGGGCAUGCAAAAGCUGUUUUUGUCAAUAUCUUCCAAGGAACAUCAGAUGAAGAAAUUCUUUUGAAGAGGUGUUUCUUCUUGAAUAUUUAUUUGAUAGUCUACUUUUUUGCAUUGCUUAAAGGCUUCACUUCAUAAUUAGAAGACUAAUGGAGAAAACCCCACAGGGGGAAGAACGCCACAAAAGAAUUACCCCGGAGGAUGAUUCUUAAAAACAGGGUAACCUGAAAAUCAAAUCCAGAAAAUAAAUGAAAUUGGGGAAAAAAAGGCUUUAUUAAAUCUUAUACAAAAAUAACUAAACUCACACGAAGUGUUUCCUAAACAAGGAAAAACUGUUGUGCAAAAUUGUGUAAAUGAUGGCCCAAGCAGCAUGACCAUUAGAUCAUAUAGUAUACUAUUCUAAUAUAAAGAAUUAAAAGGAUCUAUAUCAUAUCAAGUUCAAAUACACUAAUUACCUAAACAUGUUUGACUCUUGCACCCUAUUUGGAGGGAGACCCUUAUAGAAUAAAUUAAGCGCUUUGCACUGUUACAGCAUUCUGUGCUGUCCUACGUUCAAUGGCCUUUAAAGCCACUGCAGCAGCAUUAACAGCUUUGAGCCCUGGUGAGCCCGGAAUACUUGCCUUCAUGGCGUUCCGCUUCAUAAAGAACAACCAAUAGUGCUGUCUGGUGACACAGUAUCAAGAUGGGUAGAAGUAAAAUAAAAUGUACUCACAAGUAGAGUGCAGGCCUGUCUGCACUCGGAUGAUAGCGUGGGUGGUAUAAUCCCCACCUUAGGAUAUGUAAAAUGCCAGGAAAAGGUGUGUGUAUAUAUAAAAAAUAAAAUUGUAUAAAGGCAUAAUAAUACAAAAUUAUUUAUUAGUAUAAAAUAUACAAUAUAAUAAAACCAAUAACGCGUUUCGCCACUAGGGCUUUAUCAAAUUGGAAUAACAAUAAACCUGGCAUAUAAGGAGUAUAUACUUCAAUAGCUACUUCAAUCAUUUAAAAUUGGCGCCAAAAAAAGUCAUCAAAUGGCUGCCAAUCAGAGCUGUACAUGAUAUAAAAUGAGCAUACAAUAUACAAAAGCAAAAAAAAAAAAAAAAUGUUUUAAACAUAAGUUAGAAUAUACUUAUUAAUACAUAUAUAUGUAGUUAAAAAACGAGAUUUAAAUAAUGAGAUAUAAAAUAUGUGCGCGUCACGUGACUCGCAGUGCACCUUGGGAAACGUAAUGCAUGAGCCACGUGACCGCCAUCGGCAUUCCCACACAGUGUGGGACCGUACGGCCGUCCCAAAAAGUGGGCGGCACGCACGUAAGAUGGGGCAGGUUCAGAAAGCGUCACAUGACCCGCAAAGUACAGUCCGCGGGUCAUGUGACCGGAACCCUAUCGGCACAAAGCAUUAUGGGAAUAGUAGUUUAGGAAAUACCAAAUAGUUAAAACAAAUAUAAGAAUGUGAAUAUAAAUAUAUGCAUAGAGACAUAACAUAGGAAGAGGAUAUAAGACAACUUUCAAGAUACAUUUAAAUAAAUGAAAAGCAUUAAUUAUUUUAUUUGUGUAAAUUUAUUUAUCUCUCUUGGCGCAGCCUUCCUUUGUUUUUAUUUGUACUGUACCAUAUUUGGUUACUGGCUGGCUAACUAAUGCCGGAUGGCGAAACAAUUUUCUAACUGUGGUGACAGGUGAGGCCCUGCUAGGUGCCAAGUGAUUUGAGAGGCUGUAUCUAUUGAUUGGCGCUAGGGAAUUGUUGCCACCGAAACGUUGUGGCGGGAUGUUGGCCUCUCGAUGACAACUAAACGCAUAAGAUAGAAAGGGAGUGACAAGUGAGGCCCUCUCUAUGCGACCGUGCGAGGCGGCUAACUAUGUUUUGGCCUGAGGGGUGAAUAUCCUCAAGCGUGGAGGAAAUGGGUUGGCCUAGCGGGACCACUAACACUACGGCGAAGAAGCCUGGAUAAUUUACUAGUGGCCACCUAUCCUAGAUAAGCCAGUAAUGCUAAAUAAAAACGAAGGUUUUAGGCAAAACGUACUCGAGACCCACUUGCGUUUGGUUAGGUCAGAAAAAUUGGUCACAACCCAAAGAGAACCUGAGACUUCCACCACUAUUAUAGUGGAAGAGAGGUUUAUACCUAGUGAUAGUAAAGAGUAUAUGUUAUACAGAGUAAUAAACGUACUUCCCUUUAACGCUGAUAGUGCCCCAUACUUUACACCUUACUUACUGGACAAUGUUAAAUAAAGAUUUGAUAGAAAUGAACGUAGUUGAUAUAAGUCAACUUGAACCUGAAAAGCAAGCAUAGAGAAAUAAGUAAGGUAAUCUCUGACAUACUAGCCUUAAUACAGUAUUGUGGCCAUAGCGCCAUGUAAACGGACAAAAACAAUUUGAAGCCAAUAAGAGAUUUAGUAAGCACACAACCUUUUUAACCUAAAGCUGAUCCACAUCUAAUGCAGAUGGCCCAUACUUAUAUGUAUGCUUGAAUUCAGACAAAAGGUGAAGAAAUCAGUAGAUGCAUGCCUCUACUGUACUGUCAUAUGUGUCUAUGGUGUAACAUGCUCCAUUAAGUAAUGUGUAUAUGCUGAGCCUGUCCCCCCUGUAGAAUAUGUGCCAUAAGGGUAGGUGUCCAGUAACUAUGUGAGUGAAUAGACAAUAGUUAAACAUAUAUAGAAUAGUUUUGGUACUUAAAUAUGGCGGUUAAUUGAUCGUAGUGCAAAUGAACAUAGUAUAAUUCUUAACACAGCAGCAGGUACCACAGCAGCAUGCAACCGGCCGCACGCCUCAUAGCAGUAUGUACCAUAGCAGCACGCACCAAAGUAAUAUGUUUAAUAGUAACGUGCCCCACCUCUGCGUGUAUUACAGUAGUAUACCAUAUAGUAGCCCGCCAUGCAGUGGCACGCUAUCCAUUAGCACAGUAGUAUGUAAUACAGCAGCAUGUAGCACAACACUUAUGCACUAAUAGUAGUAUACAACACAGUAGUAUACAACAUGCAAAAUAGCAGCAUGCAAGACAGUAGCACGUCAUAAAUAAGUACUUAAUACAUUAGUAUGUAAUACCAUUUAUAAAAACAGUAACAGGAGUGUGCAGCCCAGUCGUAUGUAGUAUAUAAUACAGUGGUAUGCAAUAAAAGUAUGUCAAACAGUAGUAUGCAGCCCAGUAGUUUGUACUGGAAUAUGAAUAUAGUGGUAUGCAGAAAGUAGUAUGUAAUAAAGUAUGUCAUACGGUAGUAUGCUGCCCAGUAGUUGUACUGUAGUAUGUAAUACAGUCUAAUCCAGCCCAGUCUUGUACAGUUCUAUAGCCCAGUAGUAGGUAAGCCAGCACUAAAUAAUACAAAAUAAUGUGUCACCCAGUAGCAGUAAUAGGUGUUGCAGCAGCAUAAAAAAACUCCUUUUGGUAUGUAAGCUGCGCUUCUCCCACGUGGGAGAAGAAAACAAAACCGGUCAGCAGUGAGGAGACCUGUGUGGUCUGUGGCUGCUGCGUCCAUAUGUCUGACUGCCAGGCCCCCCACCCCUAUGGACCGUUCGGGUGUGGCAGAGGGACUGGAAUCCUGCUAACUCACGAUUUUAGUGCACCACGAGCGUAUGGCAAAAGCAGCCGCUUGUAAUGCCAAUGUGAGCGCACCGACCGCAAACCGGAUGUGACCGGAUCGUAAUUCGGAAGUAACGAAACCAGAAGUGAUGCCUGCCGAACGUCAUAAUCCAUGGUGAUGCAGGUAAAGGGGGGGUGAGUUUAAAUAGCAUCAACAUGCCCCUCCCACAACUCCAGGCAAACCUUUACAUAUAAAGUGUAACAAAAUACUUAGAAUUACAUUUUUUUAUAUUAUUUUUUUACAAAAAUGAUUAAGUAUACAUAUAUAUAUUUUAUGUGCAUAUUUUUGUAAUCUUUUAACAUAAUUAUGUGAUUUUAUUAAUAAAAAUUUGAGGGACCUGCUUGACAACCCAGGCAGAAAGUCCAGGCACUAUAUUUAACCUGCAUCUUUCCAAGACUCCAUAAAAUCUGUACAUGGGGGUAAUGUUUUACUCGGUAGACUUCGCUGAACACAAAUUGUAGUAUUUCAAAACAGUAAAUUGUAUUAAAAUGAUAUUGUCUGUGAAAGUGAUGUUUUUUGCAUUUUUUUUUCAAACACAAACAGCACUUACACUGACGAUAUUGUUGUAGUACGUUUUACUGUUUUGAAACUCGAAUAUUAAUGCUUAAUUUGUCAACAGCUAGUCCAAUGUCAUGUACUUUAUUUUUUAAAUUUCCAUCAUUUUAAACAUUCAUAGAAUUUUAUAAUCACACUUGCAUUUCUUUUUGUGCAAACAUAAAUAAAACUAACAAAAAACAUACAUACAUACAUACAUACAUACAACAUAAAACGCUCUGCCAGGAGUAUGUGUAGGGUAGUUAUAAAGUUCAGAGAUUGGAUAUUAUAUUUAAACCCCUUGUUGACAUUUUUAUUACCAGCCUGAAAAUUAUUUUACUUUUUACUCUUAUUUUACUUCUAACGUAAUUAUAUAUGGGUGCCAUUGUCUUUUUUUGUGCAUCCUGCUCUCCAUGAUAAGUUGGUACCUAAGUUAAUUAUUAACUUGCUUCCAGCAAGUUUCUUGAUCGAUUUUCCAAUUUUUGGCUAUUAGAUGUUUUGCGUAUUGUUAACGAUGCUCAAGAUUUCUAUCCAUUCCGACGUUGUAAUUUGUAUGUCUAGGUUACGUUCUUAUUUUUUAAUUAUUGGAGAUAGUUUCCUGUGGCUCGUCUCUAAUCAAUUUUAAUAUUACAGAAAUUAGUAAUUUUUUGUUAAUUUCCCAGAUAUCAUCUGUUCAAAAUCCUGAAUUUUAAUAAAUACCAGAUGUUUUUGAAGAUCAGAUUUAAUUCUUAUAUAAGUGAAUAACUCUUUUCUUAAAUGACCACUAUAGUGCCAGGAAAACAAACUCGUUUUCCUGGCACUAUAGGGUCUUUAGGUCCGUCCCCCCCACCUUCAGGGUCCCACUCUCGCCAGGCUGAAGGGGGAGAAAGGAGUUAAACUCUUACCUUUCUCCAGCGCCAGGCUCCCGCUGGGGAACUCUCCUCCCUCUUUUGAUGUCAGCUCUGCAUGCUUUUCUCAAUGCUUUCUUAUGGACGUCAGCUUCUUCUCCCUGUGAUUUUCACAGUGAGAAGCGCCUCUAGCGGCUGUCAAUGAGACAGCCACUAGAGGCUGAAUAAACCCUAUUGUAAACAUAUCAGUUUCUCUGAAACUGCAGGGUUAACCCUAGUUGAACCUAGCACCCAGACCACUUCAUUGAGCUGGAGUGGUCUGGGUGCCUAUAGUGGUCCUUUAACAACCCGUACUUUUUCUGCAAGUGCUCAAAGGAUUUUAUGUGGUGGUGGUGAUCUAGUAGAUAUUUAAUCUGGUGUAUUCCUGAUUUCUCUCAAUUGUCUAUCUUUAAGUCACUUUUAUAUUAUGCUUUAUAAGUGCAAAUGGGGAGCCUAGCAAUGAUUUUAUUAGUUAAUUCCAGUCUCUGGAAUUUCUAAAUGGACUAAUCUAAAAAGUAUAGUCAUUGAGGCAAAACAUAUGAUUUUAUAGGAUUAAUUCUCCUCCACCAAAAGAUUUUUAAGUUCUUUCUUUCAGUUGUUUGUUUGCUUAAGUAGAGUCAAAAAAUGUAUCUCGAGGGGCGGAGCCAGCAGCGCAACGGAGCAGUCGCAUCUUUGUGGGCUCCGACUCAAACUUACCUAAACAGAACCCUAUAUGGUAGAACCCGAACACAACACUACCUAUAAACUUGACUACUGACGUAAGGUAGAAAAUGGGCAGAAAAUCAAAAAAAGCAAAGGCUGAAAAAAGCCCUCCCAGAAGGGACAUUGGGAAAUGCUGCAGAAUACGCAACAGGCUGCAUGGUCCAAGAUGGAGCUGGAGGAAGACCUUGGCUCGUAGACCUCGACUUUGAUACAGACCUUUAUGGAGGGAGCGUCCCUCGGGCCUAUAUCAAAACGUAGCACUGCGCCUAAAACAGCCGGAGACCAUGUCACUGUGAGCCAACUCAAGGAAAUGCUGUCUGACUUACGCAAAGAGCUGGCAGCAGAUAUGGCCUACUACAAAGUGGCCAUAGAAGGGGCCCAAUCGAAAAUCACUCAACUAGAGGCCUGCACGAGCGCCCAGGACUCCGGAUUAACUACGGUAGAACAACAAGUAGCAGACCUAGCAAACCACAGCAAAUCGCUUGGAUGCACUGGAGGACCACAGGAGGCGUUACAAUCUAAAAGUCAGAGGGAUACCUGACUCGGUGGGCCUCCCUGAUCUGCCGCACUACAUCCGGCGCCUCCUGGGUGCCCUACUCCCUGCAAAACAGGCAAAAUCCCUGAGGCUCAACGGGAUGUUCCGACUGCCAAAGCCGACCCGAGCACCAGCAACCGCAUCCGCAGAUCAUAGUAAGAUUUCAGACCCUAUCGGACAAGGCAGCACUCCUAACAGUGCUAAAGGGCAAACUCCCUUAUCGUUUGAGGAAACCACUCUAUUGAUUUUCCCGGACAUCACCAAGAGUACACUUACUUGGCGGAAAUCACUGCAGCCGCUGCUACAACUCCUCCGUGCCAAGGAGAUGCCCUAUCGAUGGGGAACCCUGCGAGCUGUAUCGUUCACCCACAACGGGACCUCCCAUAAAGCACAGAGCUACCAAGACCUGGAAUCGCUCCUGACAUCUGCGGGCAUACUCCAAGCUGCACCCAUGAAAAGAACGGGACUGAACAGGCUAAACCCAACCAACAUACGGGAGUUCACCCCAAGGGAACCUCUGAGGUCCGCAACCGCCUGUCAACCGACUUGAGGAAUUUGAGACCACACACCCCAAGGGAACACUUCUAACCCACCACCAACGAUAAACAUGUUGCAAUUUUUUGUUGAGUUCUAUUUUAUGUUUUUGUUGACCGUUCCUGACACCUACCUGAGGUCGGCUUUAAUAUUUCUCCGGCAUCUUUUUCACUACCAAGAUAUAAAUGGUCAUGUCUUCCCUUUCACAAAUUCCACCUGCAGACAGUAGGACUCGUGACGCAUAGACGGACAACCAAACAGGCAGACACGACGAGCUCCCACAUAUGGUAGCCCUCACUAAAGUGACCACAGCCGGGCUCCCAUUGCUAUAGCCUAGCCAUACUCGAGCAACCAUACCAACCCCCUCGCCCCCCCUCCUGCCGGUUCCUAGAUAAGCUCUUUAAAAAGCAUACGCGCAAAGAGGGGGAAGAUCCCGUAUGUGAAUGAAAGCCACUUAGAACCCUACUCUAACAGCACACCCACAUAGGGUACUACUGACGACGAGCACCAAGUAUGUUUAAAAUAAUGUAACCUUAACCAAAAAUGUGCAAUGUUCUUAUGUGUCCAAUACUGUUUUAAAAUGUUACUAUUGCUGGCAAAAGCUGUUGUGGCGUUGCCUACUACCAUGUUUCACAUGAGCAAAAUAAAAUAAAGAAUUUAAAAAAAAAAUGUAUCUCCACCAUUUUAGACACUUGUGGACAGAUUUGUAUUCCAAAGCAGUUAAAAUAUAAAAUAAUAAAGAAUAUUUUUAUUAUUAGUUCGUAUUCUACUUCGUGGAGGAUGUUACUAAAAAUUGCCAUGGAUUUUUUUUGAAGUUUAUUUUAUAUCCCAAUAUGUUAAAAAAUUCUUCAAUUAAUUUUAUAUAGUUCUCUCUUAGACUGUACCGUAUUCUGUAGUGUCAGUAUUGCAUCAUUCGCAUACAUAAUUAAUUUUGAUUCUACAUCUUGGUACAACAAAGGGCAUAGUGGGCAGCCCUGUCUUGUUGCAUUGUGUAGUGAAAACCAUCCUGAGUUAACACCUACAAUUCUGGCUGUUGGGCAUGAGCAGAGAUUCAUAACUGCCCUUAAGGACACAGCUUCAGAAGCUUGUCUUACGCUUAAGGACAAAGGCCUUUUUUGCAUUAUUUUGCUGUUUGUAUUCAAACGCAAUUUGCAUCUCUGUCAUUUAUUGCACCAACACAUAUUAUACAUCGUUUUUUAGAGGGCAAACAGGGCUUUAAUUUGAUGUCACAUAUACAUUCUCAUUAAUUGUAUAAAAAUGCCAAAAUAUUGGGGGGGAAAAUAAUUUAUUUUUUCACAGUUUUGGCAAUAAUAGCGUGUGCAUAAUAUGUCCAGCUUAGAAAAAGUAAUUCAAAAUAAAUUAAUUUAUGUGUCUUGAUUUAUAGAGUACAUCAUAUGUAUAGGAUUUCAGCUUAUUUUGAAAGCUACAGGUCACAAAAUACAAGAACUAAAAUAAAAUUUCAAUUUGCAACAAUUUUAGAAUUUGGUAUGUUUGUUGUUUAGUAGCCAUCACAGAAAACAAAAUUGUCACACAAAAGUAUAUAUUUAUAUAAAGUAGACAUCAAAGGCUAUUUAUCCAAGGUUAGUUUGACACUUUUUACGUAGCCAUUUCAUCGCCUAUCUCUGCUAAAUAUUGGAGUAAAAUUGUGUUUUUCUUUAUUUUGGCAUAUACACAUAUAACAAGGUUUUUGUAAUGUGUAUUUUGUAAAGCUGAUGUAGCUGAACCCUAUAUUGUGUUCAGCUACAUCUGCUGAGUAUAACGAUACCCCCAUUGUAUGCCUUUGGUACUUUUCUGUAAAGCUAUAAUGCCAUAUAAGAGACAAGGCUAUUUUAGUUUCUAUAGUUAGAAUUUUCGUAGAUGGAUUUGACAAGCCUAUGUCUCAUUUUAGGGUAUUCUAGCAAUGUGACUGUUCAAAUAACCCCACAAAGGGCUGUUAUUUGAUAAAGCAGACACCCCAGGGUAUCUUAUAUGGUGUAUAUUAUGUCCUUACUUGUCACCAUUUUUUUCACCAAUUUAUGUCAAUGUUUGAUGUGGGGGGGAGUUGCCAUUUUACCUAUAUGUUGCAUUUUUGCUGAGUAUUUCUUACACUUAAUAUGUACCACUGUCAUAAAUAUCCCCAAAUUAUACUCCGUUACACCUUCUGAGUAAAACAAUAUGCCCGAUGUAUGACCUAGACACUAUUUUGUGAAGUUACAGUGCUGUAAAAGAGACGUGACAAGUUCAUGUUUUUAAGUGUGAAUUUUCAUGGAGGGUUUUGAUGCGUCCGUGUCCCACUUUGGAGAACUUGAGCAGGCUACAUAUUACAACUACACCAUAAAGGCAUACCAUUUCUUAAAGAAGACAUCCCAGGGUAUUUCAAAAGGCAUAUUCUGAACCUUAGCGUGGGAUAAUUUUUCCGCUAGCUUGUACCAAGUGUAGUGGUAAUAAGCGAUUUUUUUUAUUUUUAUUUUUUUGCUUUUUGACACACAAAGUGAGUUUGCACAGUAUAUUUUGAAAAUCGUAUGUGUGCUACAACUGUAUAAUACUUCAUGUUUCUCAGCUAUGUCUUCUGAGCACAGCAAUACCCCCGUAUGUACCUUUGCCAGGUAUAUGUGGAUGUUAAAGGGGCAUAUUUGAGACGCAGCCAUUCAGUUUUUUUUCUAACUUUGAAGUUUUACGCUGUGUCCAUGUUCCAUUUUGGAGUAGUUUAGAUGGUUGGUUAUUGAAAAUUCCCCACAAACAUAUGCUAGUUAUUAAAGAAUACACAAUGGGUAAUUCAAAAGGCAUAUUUUGAACCUUAGUGUGGGAUGAUUUUUUUUCUCUAGUUUGUUCUAGGUGUAGUGGUAAUGAGCAUUUUUUUAUUUUUAUUUUUUUUUACUUUUUAAAACUAGUUUUUAAAACUUUAUUAUUAUUUUUUUGCUUAUUAAUUCUUUUUAAACUUUCCUAAACUUUCUUAAAACUUUUUUUACAGAUUUUACCAUUAACCCCUAACUAGCAGUAAGCAGCACUAAUGGUAAAUUCCCCAAUUUCCCAUAACUCCCACCCACCCCAGCUAGCAAAAUAUACAAUUUUAAAAUAUUUAAAUUAAUUAAAUAAAUUGAACCCCUGAGGGUUAAAAAAAACAGUUAACCCUAAGGGGUUUACCCCCUUAAGGACACAUGACAUGUGUGACAUGUCAUGAUUCCCUUUUAUUCCAGAAGUUUGGUCCUUAAGGGGUUAAAAAAAAAAUCUGAUCACCGUAUAAUACUGUGAUCUGUAUUUUGAUCACUGUAGGUGUUCAACUGGCAAGGAAGGGGUUCAUUUUAAUUUUUAAAAAAAUUUUUUUUUUAACAGGGAGAAGAUCAGCUCUGAUCAGUCUCCCUGCACUUCACACUGAACCCGGAAGCGCAGGGAGGCGGACCAGGAGUCCCUGCAGCACCUGUGCUCGCUCUGACAGCCUGUGCUCCCCUAAUACAGAGGCAGACGGGAGCAGCGUUAAUCGCGGUGAUCUGGGGUCAACUUUACCGAAUGACGGACCUGGUCCGUCAUUCUGCAUUAAGUUUCUCCGCCUUGAUGGACCAGGUCCAUCACUCGGCGGGAACAGGUAAAGAGGUUACCUUGGAGCCCCAUUGCUUUUUAACGAGCUUUCCAGGAAUUCCCACCCAUAUUUUCAUAGUAUCUUUACAUGGUUUAGUAAUGUCAUGUACUCUUGGAUCUACUAGUGUUCACCUCUGAAAGUAUGUACUAUUUUUAUUUCAUUCCUAUUAAUUAGUGCAUGGUAGGCAAUCGUUCUAUUGGACCCAACCUGCAACAUGAGCAGAUUUCAAUGUGUAGAAUUGGUUAACAUUUCUCUUGAAUGGAUGUAUGUAGAGGGCCUUAUGUUUUGUGAUAUUUCGUCAUAUGAUGGUGUAGCACUACCUGCACAAACACAUUUAUUCCUGGCAGCCAUUUUGUAGAAGGCUAUUGGUAAGUAUGUGUCUGUGUGUGUGUGUAUGUGUGUGUUUAUAUAUGUAUAUGUAUUAAGGCAAUUUUGCCUGGAUUUGUGGGAGGUGCUGGCUUGCUACCCCUAGCCUACUUAAGGCACUCCCCUUACCUUGCUCCUUACCGUUCGAGGUCAGCGUUGAAUGAGGAUCCACUUCCGGGUUCUCUCAGACGCCAUCUUGGUUUCUUACCCACGAGUUUCUCCGCGGCAAGCUGUGUCCAGGAAUCCUCUUGCAGGCCUUUUCCGUCCGUCCAGCUUCUUACCCGGGUCUUCAUCGUAGAUCGCGUCCCAGGGACUCCUAAAACGUAAGUUAGACCUACCUGUCACGCCAGGAUCGGUUCCCACGGCGCACGGUACAGCACGGGUCCUCACUUUAUGGUUUUCUCUGCACAGUCGCAUUACAUAGCCUUUCUCGAGGCUUCAUUUCGUACAAAUUGUUCGGCUAAAUUCAUGCGUAUUAGAGAAGCGAUCAGCUCGCACAACUGUUUUCCCUUGCUUCAUUGAAACGAUUAUCAUUUCGGUUGUUUUUUCCGUUUGGCACUUAUUCAUGUUAUAUUCAUGCACGAUUGCCGUUCGCAUUAAAGUGCAUACGUUUAAGCUAUUCAUGCCAAAGCCAUUUUCAUUGAUAUUUUUAAGGUAUCACUUAUUACAUUAAGGGCAUGCAACCAGCUAACAUUUCUGUAUGGAUCAUUGGAUUCCCACGCUUACAGGAGUUUUCAUAAAUUAUCCAUUUCAUUUCAAUUAACUCAGCCUACGUUACAGGCCUCAUUUCUUUGUUAUGACCAUGACACAUAAGGCUUUAAUUCCUUUUCAUGCAUACUCAGGUUGAAUCACACGUACUGAUCCAACCAAUCAUACGUUUCCUGCACAGUAAUAUACAUAUUACACCAUUAUUAUAUAACACAUAUGUUGUUUGUACAUAGGCCACGGCCUCCCUCAGAUGUCUUAUUUAAGCCAUGACAACAUUUCUGAGUAACUCAUAUCUAUUCCCAUGGUAUCAACAUUUUAUUUUCAAUCAUAUGCCAGCAAAACCAUAAAAACAUUGCUGCUACAGGCUAUAAGUCUGUUUUCUUUCCAACAAUCCACACUCAUCAUACUACUCUCUUUUACCCAUUUCAGGCUGUCAAGCUUAUAUAUAUAUUUGCUCCACAUGGUUUUUCCUGUGAAUUUGUCAUACUACCUGGUAUGUACACCUGCUCAUAUGGUAUUCUACCAUACAUUUCAUUUCCUACAUUUAUUGAUGGUAUUUCACACUGUACUAUCAUAAGCACCUAACACAAGUGUUAAGGCAAUUUUGCCUGGAUUUGUGGGAGGUGCUGGUUUGCUACCCCUAGCCUACUUAAGGCACUCCCCUUACUUUGCUCCUUACCAUUCGAGAUCAGCGUUGAAUGACCCUCCCACCACACCAUAUUUUAACAUUUCUUUCUAUUUUUCUUUCCCUGGGUAGGCCCUCUUCUUUCUCAGGCCUACCUCAUCAUUGGUUCCGGCACACCACAACCGACUUGGUCUUUUUAUUAUCCUACAUUUAUUGAUGGUAUUUCACACUGUACUAUCAUAAGCACCUAACACAAAUAUAUAUAUAUAUAUAUAUAUAUAUAUAUAUAUAUAUAUCAUGUUUUGUGUACCUGAAACUCACCAUGACCAUAUGGCAAGACAUGAAGUACCCAUAAAGUUUGAUUAAAGUGCCCAUAAGUCUCUGCAAACUGAGGGUUGCAGUUUGAAAACCACUCCACUCUGAAUAUUAAUUGGUUAUAAUCCGCUACGCCGCUGUAAAGAUUUCUGACUGAGUGCAGUUGUGUGUUGGCAGUUGUUGACAAGCAUCACAUUUCACAUCUUCAAGGAUAUAAUAAACUCAAUAGAAAAAAAAAUAAAAAAAUAAAUAUUAAAUUACACUAUAGAGCAAAUUCAAAUUUUAGGAGGUGAAGUCUUUAUUUCAGACAGGUCUUUCAGUGUUCUGUGAUAUGAUGCUUUGUAGUUGUAUUUUUAUUUUCUAUAGGUAUAUGCGUGUUUUACACCAUAUAUAUUUAAUUUGUCGCUCAAUUACCAGUAUAUGAUUUGUUUCCAUUAGGUGCAGUACUCUGCCUAUACUGCAGUGGGUGGUGUUGGAUCAGCAAUCAAACUGAUUUUUGCUGGAUUACUAUUUGUACUUCUCUCAAAAUUUAGCUGUGGAAGAAAGCUUAUGAUAAAAGUAAGUGUUUGUAUAGUUUGCUAGUUAAUCAUGGUAACAAAGCAAUUUUAACAAAGCAAGCCCUUAAACGUUGUGUACAUUUUUCUACCUAUUUUUCUUUUUCUGCAGUACCCCAAAUUCUUUUCAUUUGGCUACGUCUCAUCGGAGGGACCAACACAGCAGCAGGUAAUUUUAGAAACAUUUAAGGACUCAAUUGGUGCUCUGGGCACAAAGCACAAUAGCGUGAACUCCUAUGUUAGACUGCCACAUUUUUAUAAUGAGAAAUCUGUGAAAAUCAGGCUAGAUAAAAAGGUUAUAUCGUGCUUAACCCCUUAAGGACCAAAAUUUCUGGAAUAAAAGGGAAUCAUGACAUGUCACACAUGUCAUGUGUCCUUAAGGGGUUAAUGAACUUAAAUUGGUAAAUUCCACCGUAACCAAGCCAUAUUAGUGCCAAACAAUCCACUUUGCCCCCAGAAUAUAUCAGAUCAGGAUAUUGCUCGGAGCAUACCCCAGACAUUAAAUUACCUUCAAUGUGUGCAUACUAUGUUAACUAUGUUAACACAUCUAAAGAGAAUUAUGAGUGGAUAACGCAUCAUGUUAAAGAACAGGUUAGACCUAUUAGCAGUGGUGUAUCCUGGUUUUGUGCUGCCCUAGGCAGGACAAAACUCAGGCGCCCCCCCAACCGCCCCUGCGCGCGCGACCCCCACCCAUCCCUUCCCCCCCCGCACGCAUGACCCCUCCCAUCCCUUCCCCCCGCCUUCUAAAUACACACACACUCACUAGCAGAGACUCACUAGCAGAGACACACUCACUCACACACUAACAGACACACUCACUAACAGACACACUCACUAACAGACACACUCACUAACAGACACACACACACACACUCACUAACAGACACACACAAUAACACACACUCACUAACAGACACACACACACACUCACUAACAGACACACACACACACUCACUAACAGACACACACACACUAACAGACACACACAAUAACACACACUCACAGACACACACAAUAACACACACUCACAGACACACACAAUAACACACACUCACUAACAGACACACUCACUCACAUUAACACAUGUACUUUUUAAACCUUCCCCCCUCCCCCCCUCCAGCCUCCUUACCUUUGGGAGUGCUGGGGAGGGAAGGGGUUCUCUAUCUCCCUGGUGGUCCAGUGGCUGCUGGGUGGGGGGCAUUGGCGGGCGGGUGGCUGACGAGGGAGCUGAGCAGUCAGCUCACAGGAAAAGCUCCCUCGUCAGCCGCCCGGCACCCAGCAUGUCUGUUAGCCGCGAGGCUAACAUGACAUUUGCCUUGGGCAUUUGGGGGGCGGCUUUUUUUGCCGCCCCAUAAAAAUGCCGCCCAAGGCAAAUGCCUUGUUUGCCUCGCGGCUAAAACGCCCCUGCCUAUUAGACAUGGCGUUUUAAACAGGUUAACUGUUAAAAGGAUCAUGGUGGAUAAGCCACCAAGACCCAGCAUACUCUAUCACCAUCGCUUCAUAUAUAUUGCUUAGCAGAUUAAAUUAAACUAUAAGGCAGAAAUAAUAAAAUAACAGAACUGCGAGUGUUAGCAUAUAUGGGUUAAAACGGUGACUGAUAGCUGCAAUGAAGCUUUCUUGGUGAUAGCUGGCAAAACGCUUGAUGUCUCAGCCAUGCUCGUCCAUGCUUGAUGUCUCAGCCGUUUGCUGCAGGCCACAAAAGUCGCUCGGAUGGAGCCAGCAGUUUAGUCUGCAUUCUUGAUGUUGGGAUGGAGAUCACACUGUUCCCUAUCACCUAGCAGCUAAUAUGAGAUCAGUAGUCGUUUCUUAUUCAUAGAUAAUCGGCAAGAUUUACCACCAGAUGUAGGAGCUGCAGUGACAUGCAUCUGCUCUGCUCCGUGGUCAGGCCCUGUUCCCACAUUUAAUGGAAAAUUUAAAGUCACCAAAACAACUUUAGCUUAAUGAAACAGUUUUGGUGUAUAGAUCAUGCAACUGCAGUCUCACUGCUCAAUUAUCUGCCAUUUAAGAGUUAAAUCACUUUUUUUUUUUUUUUUUUUAAAUGCAGCCUUAAUGUGACUUACACAGGUUUCUUAAACACUUCCCAUAAACCGUCCUCUAACGUUUAAAUAAAAUCUGCUUCAUUAAGUGAAAGUUGUUUUGGUGACUAUAGUGUCCCUUUAAAAUAAAGAAUAAAACUAGCUUCAGUGGCACUCAUUCUAUGAUUUGAUUGUAUAUGUAUAUAAAUAAAGUGUGCAAAUUCAUUAACAUGUAAAUUUAUAAACCUUUAUUGACCAAAUCCAUUUGCUUCGUUUGACAGAUGGACGAAUCUUCUUUUGACAUGACAUUCUUUGGUGAGGGUUAUAGUAAGGGUAAAGACCCACAGCAAGGGAAGCCAGAUUUGAAAAUCUGCACUCAGGUUUCAGGACCAGGUAAGCUGAGCUUUCUACUGGAAACCCUUAAUUUAUACAUAUAUAUUUAAAGACCUAGGCUUUAGCCAAAGGACAAAUUGUACAGCUUAUUUUACAUAUAUAUGCUCCUACUACAACCUUGUCUAAACCUAAACCCAAAUACAUUUGAUGAAUCAAAUUACAAAGCUUGAGACCGAUAAUCACUCUAAAUUCUAUCUAUCUAAUGAUCUAUCUAAAUCUCCUGCUGUUUUAACCCUGCAGCACUAGCCCUAAACACACAGUUUUAAACCUGCACUCACAGCAAUACCCUACAACUGUGCUGUAUAAGUCAAUCCAAAUAUGGUAUAGAAAAAUGAGUGUCACAAAUCAAAAAUUGGAAAGUGUUGUUUAUCUCUCAGAAUUACAGGGACCUUGGGGGAACAAUGAAAGGGUGCUACAAUUAAGCCUGUGGCAUUUCAGGACGUCACUUGUGGCUCUGUCCUGAGUAAGCCCCACUAGCUCCAAUAUUAAAGUUAAACUAAUGAUGCUUUGAGUCAUCAUGUCACUUUGGUUGUUAUAUACCCUUCUCUGGCAUGCAAUGUUCUACUGAAGUAAAAGAGCAAAACAGUCAUAUAUUAUUUUUAGAAUGUAUUUCUUUACAUUGUAAUUGCAGAGGUUGCCUAUGUGAGUACUCCCAUUGCAAUGGUGCAGGCCGCAGUGACCAUUUUAAAGGAACCAGGUUCCCUCCCAGAAGGGUAGGUAUAGCAUCAUGGACAUUCUUCAUUCUAUUUGACACCACUGCAUAUAUUUCACAUGGGGGAAAAAAAGAUAUACAGCAUAUAUUAGACUACCCAAGGAAGAAAAAAAUAAACAAAUAUGCAACUGUAGGUUAUGUUGUUCUAUGUGUUUUCUGAUUGUGGUCCGAAAACUUCCAAUUUUUUUUUAUUUAUUUUUAUUUAUAUAUUUAUUUGUAUUUUCUACAUAUACUAGGGUCAGUCCUGCUUGACUUACAUUGUGUCACUAAAGGGUUAAAUUGUGUUUUUCAAAUUUUGUUCAUAAGCAUCUUCAUUUAGAGCAGGGGUGUCUAACUCACAGCAGUGAGGAGGCAGGGAGCACUUUACAUACUGUGCUCCUCCACAAAAGCUCCCUUGUGUGGCCUGCAGUGAGCAGGCCCCUACGAUAUGACGUCAUCCCCACACAGGCAUCACUGCUGGGUGCGCGAGGGACCUGUGCACCGGCAUCACUGCUGGGUGCGCGAGGGACCUGUGCAGGAAGAGCACAGAUAUAGAUCCCAGGCCAGCAGCAACUGUUAGUCACCAGGGAUAAAGGAUCCUUUCAAGCCAUCCCAGAGCAAGGUUAGGGAGGUUGGGUGGACCUCUUAAGUACUCAGUGUAUAAAUGUAAUUUUUCCUGACAUAUGGUGGCAGUACAAUAGGGAUGUACUCUUCCCUCGGGACAAGCAUCUGAAAUAAAUAAUUAACAUAAAAAGUUCCUCCCUUUACCAGGUGUAAGUUGGUGAUUGUGUGUGUGUGUGUGUGCGUGCGCUCAAUGCAGCAAAAAGUUGGAUACCUAUGUUUAAGAGCAGUGGUUUUGAUUUAGGGAUUACCCUGUUGUGUCACAAUUUUUUUUUAAAAAUAAAAAAAAUUCUCUCUAAAACCACGUUAAACACAACUGGGUAAUCCCUAAAUCCUGGACUGUUAGGUGAUUUUUGAGGACUGGGUUGGGAACCACUGAUUUAGAGCAUUGAUAAGUUAAAUACAUUGGCUGACCAUUCCCCACUUACAAAUCUAUGUUAUUUAAUUAUGAAUACAUAUAUAGUUUUACUUCAGCUUUUUCUGUGUUCUGUUUGUUAUAAUUGUAGCUUUAUGGUUAAAUGCAUAAGAUGACUUUCGUGCUUUGACUGCAGACAAAGAUGGUUUGUUUUUCCAAGCAGAUUUUACUGAUACAACUAAGACCCAAAUUCACCUUCCCUGCUACAUAACCAGCCUAAAUUUGCCCAGCUGCCAUGAGAUACAGAUUACAUGGUGGUAGUGCACCGUACUUUAAAGAUGUAUAGCAGAAUAUUAGAAUACAUUGAUGAAUGCUAAUUCAGACUCAAUUAUUUUUCUUUCCUUUUCCCAUAUUGAGUCCCAGUAUCAUAAUUCUUAUUAUAUGAUGUAAAGAGUGUAAAAAGCAAUAAGAGUAUUGUGUGCAGCUAGAUAAUGCACACAGCUCUCCAUGAAAUAGCAUCAUAGCGAUUGCCACAUGUGGGCUGUUCUCAAUGAACAGUUGAUUGGACACAGGGCAUCAAUCUUGAUAAUCUCACCAAGGAAGGAUUGGACUGCAGUGUGGAGUCUGUUGUGGUGCUGGAUUACAGGUAAAUGUAAUCGCUUUAUUUUUAUUUUUUAUUUUUUUUAAUUUAAAGAAAGUUAUGGGGGACCAGUAAACUAAAGAAGUAAAGAAACAUCUAAUUUAAAUAUUAUGUUUGUUUAAUGAAAGUUACUGUUCUGGCGUCUGAUUUCCAUUAUUUCUGCCCUUUGUCCUAAAAGGCAGAAACCCUAAUACUAACAUAAACAAUCCACCAGUACAAUAGAUAUGUAAAGCUGAAGCAUGUAUUGUGAGGAAAAAUUACAUCUAUGGGUUCAAGAGGCAUCCAUGAACCACUCAACAUUUGGUCUCAAUGUUUCUCUAGAACCUCUCCGGUAUCCCAUAAUACACACUUCACCAUUAUAUAUCGUUUAUAUUCCUGAUAUCCUAAUUAUUUUUGUAUACAUAUAUAUGUGUUUUAUUUUAUUCUGCUCUGUUUUUGCAGGGGGGGUGUAUUCACACCAGGAGCAGCAUUCUCGAAGACCAAGCUUAUUGAACGCCUUAACAAAGCUGGUCUGCACUUUAAAGUAAUCAGCACUUUGGGUCCCUGAAUGCUGUGAAGCUGAUGCGCUGCAUGGGGGGAACUAAUGGCUCACGGAAGAGAUCUUUAAAGGCAUUUAAUUGUUUAAAUUUUUUAAGUACAAAUAGACUAAUUAAAUAACUGCAUUAAUAAAAUUUUAUAUUCUAACUGCAAAAUAAAA
Messenger RNA from Pelobates cultripes (western spadefoot toad), 36572 nucleotides. The record is from the annotation of a GenBank genome assembly. Lineage: Eukaryota; Metazoa; Chordata; Amphibia; Anura; Pelobatidae.